Hippoglossus stenolepis (Pacific halibut) is the source of this 5880-nucleotide messenger RNA. RefSeq names its product coronin-1C-A. The transcript has 11 exons. The record is from RefSeq and is a predicted model, not a curated record. Bases 16 to 3261 code for a protein of 1081 amino acids. Gene Ontology annotation, molecular function: actin filament binding. Lineage: Eukaryota; Metazoa; Chordata; Actinopteri; Pleuronectiformes; Pleuronectidae. Gene Ontology annotation, biological process: neural crest cell migration; actin filament organization.
AAUGCAGGUGAUGUCAUGGAGGGAGAAGGCUCCUGUGAGGAGGAGGCUGGUAACAUCGGGGAAAAUUUUAAGGAACCAGACACACAGGAUCUAGACGGGCGCCCCGGCCAGGAGCCACCAACACCUUCCAGUGAGAAGCAAAUAAAUGUGUGGGUGAGUCCUAUUACCACACAGGAGGUAACGCAGGGAGUGGCUGCAGGAAAGGAGGGAAGAGGAGGAGGAGGAGCAGACAGAGGCAGGACUGCUCCAGUGGUUCACCAGGAGACAGACAAGAACCAAAAGAGUAGUGCAGGGAUUGAGGAAAGAACCGCAGCAUACAAGCUGUUCAACCACUUUAGUAGAGAGGAGAGGAAAAUUCGGCAGGAGCUCCGGACAUCCUCACAGAUCAAGAUGGAGUAUCAGGACGAAGGAACCGGCCCUCAUAAGGAGAGACAAGAGGAAAACUUCUCAGCUGAACAGUAUGGCCUUGCUGUUACCUCAGAGAAUACAAGCUCCUCUGACAACACGGAAGAGGGCUCUGCGGUGCUGAAGGUGAGCAGAUAUGGCGCUCAUGCAGGAAGUGAACCGCUGUCUGCUCAAGAUCAGAAUGGGAGCACGAUGGCUGAAGCUGAAACGCUCCGUGCAGGAACAGUAGGCAGCUUCAGGCAGAGGAAGGAACCGCCUCCCGCUCAAGCCCAACAUCCUUUGAAAAACAAUCUGCAGAAAGAGUCUCUAUUAGACAUGAGUGAUACCAUUCAUUGUAGAAGUCCAAAAGUGAGAACAGAGACUAAUGCAAAGGAGGAAACACUAACAUGCGAGGUGAAGCAAGUUUUGAAUGACUACUCUUCAAGAAAACCAAAGGUCACCGACACUGUUGAUCAAAAGGAGUCAGUGAGGCCUUAUCUCCAAACAGACACAACCGAAACAAACACAUAUGAUCCAGAUUCAGCGGCAAUUCCAGUCUCGUCCAGCUCUAUUUUGGAGAGACUACUGAAGAGAAACAGAGAGGAGGCGACCCCGGCUGUUUCUAAAAUAAAGGAGGACGACAAGGACACUUCAGAUGUUCCCGUGGAGAUGAAUGCAAAAAGGAUCCUCGACGGAACAGGAACAGAGACAUCCAGUGAAAGGAUUGACCAGUCAGGAUGCGUUUCACGCUCUUCUGCAGAUUCAAAAAGGAAACCGCGUAAACCAGACCUUGCAUCAAAGGAUCACCACAUUAAAGACUCGAGUGAGAGUGCGCUGCCACAAUCAGAUUGUUGCGAGAGUUCAGAGAGGAGCAUCGACCCAAAAAAGGCUUCUUCAAACGUGGGACCCUCUGAAAACCUGUCCCCGGACGACCUACAAUCAGCUGGUUCACAUGAAAGUACAUCAUGUGAAGAGAGUGUGAUCCCUGAGGAAUCUGCACCUUCCUCAGUGUCGGCUGUAAAGUCUUCACCCACGAAAAGUGAUGAGCAAAAGGCAGAGUCACGCCAUUUGCCUGCUGCUGAGAAGACAGGCAAUGGUACUGUGACAGCUGUGGUUGGUUGCUCAGAGGUCACAACCAGCAUCAAGCAGGAUCUGCAUAUGACACUUAACACACCAGACCAACCUGACAACAGUACUGUCAACGACGAAGGUGACUGCGUCUUAAGGCGAGAAAAAUCAUCCAACACUCCCAUAUCUAGGCCUGUCUCUGAACUCAUAAAGGAAACAAUUCAAAUGCACGAAAAGCUGCAGCACCAUGAGCGGCCGAAGCCAGCUGAAGUCAAGUGUGACGAGCAGGCUCAGUCGGUGAAUGUGGCACAGAUGAAGGCCGCUUUUGACUCGCCUCAGAAACCCCCGGUGAAGGUGAUCGAGAGGAAGCCAUCAAUGAGAAAAGAUAUGAAACGUGUCGUACGGUCGAGCAAAUUCCGUCACGUCUUUGGCCAGACGGUGAAAAAUGACCAGUGCUACGAUGAUAUCCGGGUUUCAAGGGUCACAUGGGACAGCUCCUUCUGUGCAGUCAAUCCCAAAUUUGUUGCCAUAAUCAUUGAGGCCAGUGGUGGUGGAGCCUUCCUCGUUCUCCCCCUACACAAGACGGGACGCAUUGACAAAUCCUACCCCUCAGUGUGUGGACACACAGGCCCGGUGUUGGACAUUGACUGGUGCCCUCACGAUGAUCAUGUCAUUGCCAGCGGCUCUGAGGACUGCACAGUGAUGGUGUGGCAGAUUCCUGAGAAUGGCCUCGUCACUGCCAUGUCUGAGCCUGUGGUGGUGCUGGAGGGCCACUCCAAGCGUGUUGGCAUCAUCACAUGGCAUCCAACAGCACGCAAUGUCCUUCUUAGUGCAGGUUGUGACAACCAGGUCGUCAUCUGGAACGUGGGCACAGGUGAGGCCAUGAUCACCUUGGAGGACAUGCACCCUGAUGUCAUUUACAACGUGAGCUGGAACCGCAGCGGUAACCUCAUCUGCACCUCCUGCAAGGACAAGUCCAUCCGUGUCAUUGACCCCCGCAAGGAGAAGAUUAUUGCUGAGAAGGAGAAGGCUCAUGAGGGCGCUCGACCCAUGAGGGCCAUUUUCCUGGCUGAUGGCAACAUUCUCACCACAGGUUUCAGUCGCAUGAGUGAGAGACAGCUAUCCCUGUGGAACAUGGACAACAUGGAGGAGCCCCUGACUGUUAAUGAAAUGGACUCCAGCAAUGGAGUGCUCUUGCCCUUCUAUGACCCAGACACCAACAUUGUUUACAUCUGUGGGAAGGGUGACAGCAGCAUCCGUUACUUUGAAAUCACAGAUGAGGCUCCAUAUGUUCACUUCCUUAGCACCUUUGUCACCAAGGAGCCCCAGAGGGGCAUGGGCUAUAUGCCCAAGAGGGGCCUUGAUGUCAAUAAGGUCGAAAUUGCAAGGUUCUAUAAACUGCAUGAAAGGAAGUGUGAGCCUAUCGUGAUGACUGUGCCUAGAAAGUCGGACCUGUUCCAGGACGACUUGUACCCUGACACAGCCGGACCAGACCCUGCCAUUGAGGCUGAGGAGUGGUUUGACGGCAAGAAUGGAGAACCCAUACUCAUCUCCCUCAAGAAUGUCUAUGUUCCGACCAAGAACCGUGAAUUCAAGGUGUUCAAAAAGAACAUUUUGGACAGCAAGGCGGCCAAGAACACAGAGAACUCGAGCCCUGCCAUCAGGUCUGCCUCCCCAACUCCAACAAUUAAAUCUGAAGCCAAGCUGGAGGAGAUCUUGAAAGAAAUAAAAUCCCUCAAGGACCUGGUCAGCAGUCAGGAGAAGCGAAUCAUCAAACUUGAAGACCAAAUGUCCAAAAUUGCCAUUUAAUGACCCUCUUCCCGAACCCGCUACAAUUCAGGACGUUCCAUUGGCUGGGUGGUGGGCAGGACCGGUCACUGCCGAUCUCAGUGACAGUGUUCGUCUGAGUCCUGCCCAGCAACGAUUCCUAGCAACAUUCCAGAUGAACUUUUCUUAGCCAGCCCCCAACCCUCAGUUUAACACAGGUGGAAUAAGAAGGAGGUGUGGCAAAUUUAACAGAAAAUACUUUUUGCUUUUUGGUGACAAAGGACUCCUUUUAUUCUGUGGCAGACAUUUUUUUAUUAUCUUUUUUCUUAUAAAACAGUCUUACACAAUUCUUUUUAUUUUAGAGUAAUGACCAGGAAAUUCCAAAGUCAGCCGUUCCCAAUGGCGAUUGUAUACCCCAAUAUUUUUUUGAAGUAGGCAUCAGUGUUUUGUGUUGCCAUACCCCAAAAUAUAAUGUUGCCAAAUUUAACUUUUGUUUACACCUCCUUAACAGUAUUUCUUUCUCUUUCUUGUGGGAAUAUUCAAAAUGCAAACAGGGAAACUCAGUGCAGUAGACUGAUCGUACAAAGAGAAGAAAGUCCUCAUUUAAUCUGAAAUAAAAAUAGUUGGGAAAAGAAGAUUGACGAUGCAAAUAAAUUGGGAUUGAACACAUUUUUCUGCCACAGUCGACAUCAAGGACUAUAGAUAAAUCAUCAUUGCUGCCUGUGUUGGAGCUGCACAAAUCAAUACCUGCCUUCUGCUGUUUCUCUUUCAUUCCUGUCGCUUUUCAUCAUUCUGACUGUGGACACAAUAGUCCAUGUAAACAUGCAUUCCUCUCUAGCUUGCUUCAUUAACAUCCACUGUGUGCUUAUUGGAGAAAAAGACAAAUACAUUCCACAAAUCUGAUCGAUUGGCACUUGUUGGUGUGGGGAAGGAUCCAGCUAGAACAUUCCUCCUCCAGUAAACACUCUACUGUAGUGACUCAGUUACACUGGUUGGUUGGUCAUUGUGGUAUUUUAUGGGCUGCCCACAGACAAACCAGCUCUGUGCAUUUCAGCCUCUCUGCAGAAAAAGCGUCUGUCAGCUCGGCUUUGUGUUUUUCUCAGAGGUUCAGUAGCCAACCUCCAUUCACGGGUUUGCUCAACACACAUGUAGUCAAGUGUAGUGGGAUUAUUUUGUGUCACUGUUGCAUUAAACACCAUCUCAGAUCUGUAUCUUAAAAACAGGGAUUGAUGUGAAAUGACACCAAGUUAUCACACAUUGACAUGACUAUUGAAAACCAUCUGGUGAUAAAACUGGAGAUAGUUUCAGAAACUGUUCACAAUCGACCUUUGAGGCCAAGAUUGUGUGUGAAAAUGUGCCUCGUGUCUUUGGCCAUUUUGGUUCCUGUCACUCUGGAUGUUCCUGCUUUGUUUCGUCGUAGUGGUGGUGGUGUUAUAAAAAUGGAUUCACAGUAGAUUAUCCAAGAUUUGUCUCUAACCUGGAUGAACUGAAUAGUUCACUGUUAAUUUUUAUCCUGUUUCUUGUUCCACUGUGCUUAUAUCCCUCUUAGCACUUCCACUCCCUGUUUUUUUUUUUUUAAUGGUUAUUUCUCAGAUACCCCCAUCGAGUAUAGUUAUUACGAAAACCCUGAACCUUUGGAAUCGUUCAAUCUGAGCUGUUUUGCUAUGAUAAAAGCUCUAUUUUCUUGAUGUUGUAGAUUUGCUUCCCAGUGGGAAGCUGAGACGGGUAAAGGUUCAGUCUGUUUGCCUUCACUAAUUGUUACCACUGUAAAGACCUGAAAGUGCCAUAAGGGUGACCAUGGAAGUGUUUGUAGGGGACUGUUGUGAGUAGAUUUGUGUAGUAAAUGGAGGAGUUGAGAGGUGCCCACAUUUUGAACCACUUUGAGGUGCUAUAAGGCUCCUGCUCAUUUAAGUACUGUAUCUCAGCCACAUAGAUGACAUCAUCCCACAAUACACCAGGUGGCGAUUUUUGAAACCGUCGACCUCGGUACAGGUAUUUAAAACAUCGUAGAAUGAUGUCAAACCGAGAAGCCGUCGGCUGAUCGCGCAGCUUUUUCCGGUCAUCGUGGCUUCCAGAUGUAACGUGAGCAGCGGGUCCUUAAAUAUUCGUGACAGGGAAUCUACAGGAGCGCUGAUCUGACACCGAUUUUACUGCCCCAUCUUGUAUAUCAGACUGCCACUCUAUAGAUCCGUCACAGCACUGUCGGCACGAGAGUUUUGAGAAGGCGUAGUAGUGGAUAGUGACCCAAAGGGACUCUGUAGGUUGGAGAAAUGUGCAGUUGAAAGAUAGAUGUAUGUUUGUAAUUAAGGUCUAGAAAAAUGAGUGGAAGCUGUGUAAAUAACAUGACCAUAUUUUCUGUAUUCUUUUUUUUUUUUUAUUUGGUUUUUGUUUUGUGGUUGUGCUCAAGAGGGUAUUUUUGAGGGAGGUGGGUUAUAAAUGUUUCCCCUUGUCUGUUUUCCCUGCACCUUGCCAUAACGCAUCAUGAGACAACUGAGCCUCUGUUGUACUGGAGGUCGUAUGAAUAUCGAGAAAGAAAAUCAGACAAACACGAACCCGGAUGACGCCUCAUGUCGAGGUCCGCUCAGCAUUUUUGUUCAUUAUUCUUGCUUCAAGUAUCAAACAUUGAUUAUAAGAAAAAAUAAUAAAGACUUUUUAAAAUGG